AGGUGGGGCUAUGUUAAAUAUUUGCUUUCCGAGGGAAGUGACGCAUUGUCAGGACUUCCCGGCGCUCAGCACUUGUAUUUUUUUUGAAAGCCACGUUCGGAGGCAAGAGACCCGCGGCUGUCCUGUCACCAUGUCGGCUUUCUCCCUGGAACUGCUGGGUGGAGAACCAAUGACACUGGGUUCACCUACGUCUCCUAAGCCUGGUGUCGGAGCCCAGUUCCUGCCUGGUUUCCUCAUGGGCGAUAUACCAACACCUGUAACUCCACAGCCCCGUCCAUCAUUGGGAGUAAUGGAGAUGCGAUCACCAUUGAUGGGAGGGGGUUCUCCACCUCAUUCUGUGGUUCCAGCCCAUAAAGAUAAGAGCGGUGCGCCCCCUGUAGCAAGUAUUUAUGAUGACAUUCUCAGCCCAGGUCUUGGCUCUACACCUUUAAGUACCAGAAGGCUGACAAACUUUUCUACAAUGCAGAUGCCUCACCCAGGGGGAACGCCGUCCACUCCAUGUGCAUCUACAAGUGUUUUUAGUCCAGCCACCAUUAUGCAGACGAGGAAGGGAACACUAUCGCCUGCACAGCUAGAUCCAUUUUACACACAGGGUGAUGCUUUAACAUCUGACGACCAACUAGAUGAUACUUGGGUUACAGUAUUCGGGUUUCCUCAAGCCUCCGCCUCCUACAUUUUACUGCAGUUUGCUCAGUAUGGCAACAUAGUAAAACAUGUGAUGUCAAAUGCAGGGAACUGGAUGCACGUGCAAUACCAGUCCAAGCUACAGGCGAGGAAAGCAUUAAGUAAAGAUGGCAAGAUAUUUGGAGAUUGCAUUAUGAUUGGUGUGAAACCUUGCAUUGAUAAGAGUGUAAUGGACAGUGGUGAGAAGAUGUCGGCCUCAUCAGUCUCUUCAGUUUUCACACCACCACUUAAAUCUUUUGGCACUCCUACACAGCAGACUGGUACCCCAAGAUCUGGAAUGAGACCUCUUGCUGCACCGUACAGAGUUUCAACUAGUGACUACCAGGUUUUGUCGGACAAACAAACUCCUAAAAAGGAUGAGGGCCUUGUAUCCAAAGCCAUGGAGUUUGUGUUUGGAUGGUAGUUGGACACUGGGAAACUUUGAGACUUUAGACUAAUAAAUUCACUGCCACAUUUCUUGGUUAGUUCUAUAACCGCUGUUGGCAGUUCUGGCAAGAAUUCACCAGACUUGCCUUUUUAUGUAACUUGUACAGAUGUGCAGAGACUUUUCAUUCAUUGAGUACAGGGUUGCUUUUUGUAUCGGUGUAUGAAUGUAUUAGGAUGUUGCUGCUUGGAUUUGCACUCAUUGAUAAAUGUAAUAAAUUGUCUAAACAUAAAAACAUUACAAAACCAUAUAAAACCUCAGCUGCUGCAGCUUUACCCCUGUCAUACCGAUCAGCAAUGCACUACUCCAUUUCCUGAAUGCAAACUUUUGUAAUCUUUGUCCAUCUUAUUGUUUUAUGCCCUAAUUGACUGUAAAAUUUCAUGAUUUCCAAAAAACGAGCCUAUUACUUAAACACAUUUUACUGUUUUUUAUUAUUUUCUAAUAAAUGUACAAAAUCUUGGUUUUGUCAUGCAAUCCAGUCUUAAA
Messenger RNA from Hyla sarda, 1594 nucleotides. It is a transcript of the gene NUP35, whose product is annotated as nucleoporin 35. Gene Ontology annotation, cellular component: nuclear membrane; nuclear pore central transport channel; nuclear pore nuclear basket. The record is from RefSeq and is a predicted model, not a curated record. The transcript is spliced from 9 exons. Bases 11 to 1087 code for a protein of 358 amino acids. NCBI's taxonomy places the organism in Eukaryota, Metazoa, Chordata, Amphibia, Anura, Hylidae. Gene Ontology annotation, molecular function: phospholipid binding; structural constituent of nuclear pore; single-stranded DNA binding. Gene Ontology annotation, biological process: nuclear pore organization; NLS-bearing protein import into nucleus; regulation of DNA-templated transcription.